AUGCUUAUAAUUUGGACUUUUUUCCUGAGUAUUUUGGAUCUUGGUCAGCAGAUAACUUGGGCUAAGGAGCUGUCUAGAAAUUCCAAAGUGGCUUGCGCCAGUGGCGAACUCUGUGACCCUAGGCUACGGAGAGAUGCUGGAGGACGUGGAGGGGUGUAUGAGCAUCUUGGUGGAGCUCCGCGACAUCGAAAGCUUUAUUGCGCCACAAAGUAUCACCUACAGAUCCAUGUGAAUGGCAAGAUUAACGGAACACUGGAGAAAAACAGUAUUUUUAGUAUUUUAGAAAUAACCGCUGUGGAUGUGGGAAUAGUUGCCAUCAAAGGACUAUUCUCUGAGAGAUACCUGGCCAUGAACAAAAGAGGGAGACUUUACGCAUCGGAAACAUACAACCCUGAAUGUGAGUUUGUGGAGAGGAUUCAUGAGCUUGGUUACAAUACUUAUGCGUCCCGUCUGUAUCGGACUGUUCCCAAUGGUGCUGGCACAAGAAGAAAAGCCAGCGCAGAAAGAUUGUGGUACCUGUCUAUCAAUGGUAAAGGUCGACCCAGACGUGGGUUUAAAACACGAAGGACGCAGAAGUCUUCUCUUUUCUUGCCAAGAGUGUUGGACAACAAAGACCAUGAUGCUGUGCGGCUAUACCACACAAGCCCCAAGUAUAGAGAAAGAGUCCUGAAAUCUGCUAAAAACAAUGCAAAACAAAAAAGAGGACACUGA
Bombina bombina (fire-bellied toad) is the source of this 711-nucleotide messenger RNA. It is a transcript of the gene FGF3, whose product is annotated as fibroblast growth factor 3. Gene Ontology annotation, biological process: positive regulation of gene expression; fibroblast growth factor receptor signaling pathway; positive regulation of protein phosphorylation. The record is from RefSeq and is a predicted model, not a curated record. Gene Ontology annotation, cellular component: cytoplasm. The transcript is spliced from 3 exons. Lineage: Eukaryota; Metazoa; Chordata; Amphibia; Anura; Bombinatoridae. Gene Ontology annotation, molecular function: growth factor activity; fibroblast growth factor receptor binding. The coding region runs from base 1 to 711 and encodes 236 amino acids.